Molecule: messenger RNA, 3403 nt
Organism: Mytilus californianus (California mussel)
Lineage: Eukaryota; Metazoa; Mollusca; Bivalvia; Mytilida; Mytilidae
Product: solute carrier organic anion transporter family member 4A1-like
Exons: 14
Coding region: 1-2040 (679 amino acids)
Biological process (GO): sodium-independent organic anion transport; transmembrane transport
Cellular component (GO): membrane
Molecular function (GO): protein binding
Source: RefSeq, a predicted model, not a curated record
AUGAAGGGCACACGGAACGGAGAUGUGUACAAACAGAAAGAAUAUUCGGUUACUGAGGUAGAAGAUGAAAGCAAUUUGAAGUGUCGAUUUGGACCAAAGGGCUGCUUAAAUAUAAAAUGGGUAGUUUUCUGGUUGUGUGUGAUCGGUUUUAUAGAGGGAGCUGCUGUCAAUGGCGUCACCAAUAUAGUGUUAACUACAUUAGAAAGACGUUUCAGUCUGCCAAGCUCUCAGUCGGCUCUUAUCGUCAGUUCAACAGACAUUGGUGCUGUAAUAUUUGUACUGUUUGUUAGUUUCUAUGGUGCUAAGAAGAAUCGUGCUGUCGUUGUAGGUCUGGGAACAUUAAUAAUGUCGCUCGGUUCCUUCCUAUUUUUGAUUCCACAUUUUGCAACAGAUCCGUACGAUUAUCAAGGGGCAAAUGUCAAUUCAACAAGUCAGAUAUGUGAGAUCGGCGGUGAUGACACCUGUACUGCACCAUCACAAUCUGGAAGUGGCUUUUUAUACGUUUUUAUGUUGGCUCAGUUUGUACAUGGUAUUGGAUUCACACCAAUGUUUACACUUGGAACAGCAUACGUAGACGAUAAUGCUAAAACAGAAUCAACCGCUAUUUAUUUAGGUUUGAUUUAUGCAUUGACAGCAUUGGGCGUUGCCGCUGGAUACAUGGGAGGUGGACAGUUUCUAUCACUUUGGGUAGAUUUUGAAAGAGUAGAUACCACAUAUAUUUAUGACAACUUUACACCAAUGGAUCCAAUAUGGGUUGGAGCUUGGUGGGUUGGUUUUAUUAUAACCUGUGUAACGUUCUUCCUGUCAGCUAUACCAAUGUUUGCCUACCCUAAAAACUUACCAGGAAGUGCUGCCAUUAGAGCUGCGCGUUUGACUGAAGAAGAUAGAGCAAGAAUAGCAAAGCAGAAAAAUGACACUAGGUCACUAAAAUUAAAGAUGCUGGAUUUCCCAAAAGCUAUACUGAUUCUUAUUAAAAUACCAUGCUUUGUAAUUAUUACUUUGGCUGCAUGUGCCGAGACUUUGAUCAUAGGAGGUCUGGCAGCGUUUGCACCAAAAAUCCUAGAGGAGAAGUUUGAUGUUGUUCCCAGUAAUGCCGGUCUUAUCAUGGGUGCAGUGACUUUGUUAGGUGGGGCAGGUGGUAUGGUUUUUGGUGGUGUUUUAAUUAAAUGCUUUAGGCUGCAAGUUCGUGGCAUGACAAGAUUGUGUUGUCUGAUGGCUUUAUUAUCGCUAGCAAUCGGAGCAGGAUUCUUUAUCAACUGUGAAGAAAAAUCAUUCGCUGGUUUAUCAGCUACCUAUUCAGAUGGAAGUGGAGGGAUUGGAAAUAUUAUAUCAACUUGUAAUGUGGAUUGUGGAUGUACAACCUCAGCAUUUGAGCCCGUGUGUGGAUCAGAUUCCGUAACUUACUUUUCAGCCUGUCAUGCUGGAUGUAAUAUAAGUGAUACAGAUUUUUCACAAUGUGGCUGCAUUGGAUCCUUUGGUAAUGGUACAGCUACAACUGGAGAAUGUGGAAGUAGCUGUAAUAGCUACAUUGUGUUCAUUAUUCUUUUAUUUCUUGCCAUGUUGUGUACAUUUACGACGGUUACUCCGGCAUCCAUGGCUAUAUUGAGGUGUGUACCCGAUGAACAUAGAGCAGUUGGUCUAGGUUUGCAGUGGGUAUUACUUAGACUUUUAGGAACAAUUCCUGGACCUGUCUUAACUGGUUCCGUACUGGAUACAUCGUGUGAUGUUUGGCAGGACACAUGUGGCACCAAAGGUUCCUGUUGGGUUUAUGAUCGAACUGACAUGAGUUGGAAACUUUUUGUUUGGUGGUGCGCUGUGAAAGUAGCCAGUUCCAUUGGAUUUUUUAUUGGUGGUAAAUUUUAUAAGGCGCCUUCACAGACCACCUUGGACAUAAAACCGCCAACUGACACAAACAAUGUACCUAAUGGCGAUUAUGACGUGAACUUUAGCAAGAAACCAUAUGAUAACAUGGCGUAUUUGUCAAGUGAAGCGCCACCAUCUACCUCCAAUAAUGAUGUUGUCUUAUCGACGCAUAUAUGAGCAAUAACUAAUUUAUGCAUUAACUACGAGCAAAAGCUGUGAUUAAUUUGAUUGCAUGUUACUUCUACCUAACAUUAUUCAUUACACUCAUUCUAAAGGUGCGUUUACACGAUACGAUUUUCCAUCCGAUUUGAGACCGUCACCCAGGUAAAUCGUACAACGAUCUGUUCACAUGACACAAUUUUUCAUUCGGUUAACUAAACAACAUCCGAUUUUAAGUGUUCACAUGGUGCGAUUUUUGUCGAACCGACAUUAUAGGUAAAAAAUCGGUUGGAAAAUCGUGCAGUGUACCCUGUUUUAUUGUGAUAAAUGAAAUGAACUUACUUGUUUGUAUAUAUCCUUGGAUUAUUGUCAAAAUUUAAGACCUCAAAUGACAGGUUAAUCGAGACAAAAGAAACCCGGUUCCUUACGAAUUUAAAAUCUUGAUGGAGAUAAAUUUUCAAAGAUAACGUAGCGUUUAUUUUAAAUUUUAAAUCAAAAGAUUAAUUACAUCUUUCAAUUUUUCGAAAUUUGUGUCUGUGUAAGGAAAAAUUAUGAAUUUUGUAGAUAAAUUUUUUAUUACAAAAAACAAACUUCAUAGACGCCAUUGAAUUAUGGUUUACGUAAAAACGCAUAAAUAAUGGGUCCUAUCGCAGGUCGGUGGUUCUCUCCGGUUUCCCCCACCAUUUAAAACUGACCACCACGAAAUAGCUCAAUAGUGUUGAAAUUGGCGUUAAAAACCAAUUAAUCAAUCAAUCAUAAUUAAUUGGACAAUGUAUAAAAAAUGAAUCGGCUUUAAAUCAUUUUCUAAAUCAUUGCUAGAAGAUCGAGCAAUUCUAGAAGUACAAUAAUAUAUGAUGUUACCUAUUGACUUGUUAUUAUAUUCCAUAUGAUGCAACAUAACCAGAUAUGUGUAGUUUUUAAAUUCCGUGCUUUAUUUUAAAGUCUAAUCACGUGAUUCUAUUAUUAUUCAACAUGCAUAUUCAUAAUUAUUAUAUUUUGUUUAAAUUGAAUUCCGUCCUUUUUUUGUGUAUAUUGUUUGAGCACUAUCACACAAAGAACUUUUGAAUUUUAUUCAUUCUUGUAAAUAUAUGCAUAUAUAUAAAGAUACAUUGUAUAAACAUUGAAUUAACAAAUAAAAAAUGUAACAAUGUUAUAAAUAAAUGUACAUAUGGCACUAUAAACACUUGACAUGACAAAAGGCAAGGACAAAAUACAUAUGACAAUGAUAUGAUACAUGAUACUUCUUUGUGAUUUAAUACAUACAUGAUACUUCUUUGUGAUAUAAUACAUACAUGAUACUUCUUUGUGAUAUGAUUCAUGAUACUUCUUUAUUGUAUAAUACAUGAUACUUCUUUGUGAUAUAAUACAUGAUGCUUCUUUG